Molecule: messenger RNA, 1647 nt
Organism: Microthlaspi erraticum
Lineage: Eukaryota; Viridiplantae; Streptophyta; Magnoliopsida; Brassicales; Brassicaceae
Source: the annotation of a GenBank genome assembly
AUGUCGAUAGAGAUGCCAAGAGGUUUACCAUUUUCCGUCGACACUUUUGGACCGUACACGACGACGAAGAGAAGGAAGCGACAUCAUUUCCUGACUCAUGCUCACAAAGACCACACCGUCGGGAUUUCCCCUUCCAACAUCGUCUUCCCGAUUUACUCUUCUCCCCUCACCAUCUCUCUUCUCCUCCAACGCCAGCCUCACCUUGACGAGUCUUUCUUCGUGAGGAUUGAAAUCGGGCAAUCAGUGAUCGUUGACGAUCCAGAUGGAGAAUUCAAGGUCACUGCUUUCGAUGCGAAUCAUUGCCCUGGAGCCGUCAUGUUCUUGUUUGAGGGCAGUUUCGGUAACAUACUUCACACUGGUGAUUGUAGGCUUACUCGUGAUUGCCUUCAGAGCUUGCCUGAGAAAUAUUUGGGAAGACCAAAUUGCUCUCUCGAUUACAUUUUCUUGGAUUGCACAUUCGGAAAAUCCUCUCUGAAGUUCCCAACUAAGCACUCAGCGAUUAGACAGAUAAUCAAUUGCAUAUGGAACCACCCGGAAGCACCGGUUGUAUAUCUUGCUUGUGAUAUGUUGGGGCAAGAGGACGUUCUGCUAGAAGUUUUCAAAACGUUUGGCUCCAAGAUUUAUGUGGAUAAAGCUACAAACUUGGAGUUUUUCAGGUCGUUGAUGGUUAUAGUCCCUGAAAUCGUCUCUGAAGAUCCUUCUUCUCGGUUUCAGAUAUUCAGUGGGUUCCCUAAACUGUACGAGAGAGCAAGUGCAAAGCUUGCUGAAGCGAGAUCGAAGCUUCAGAGUGAGCCUCUUAUCAUCCGUCCUUCAGCGCAGUGGUAUGUUUGUGACGAUGGCGAUGAAGAUUGUUCUCAAAGUGGAAGCCAGAUUCAGAAGCAGAGGAAAGUUAGGUUUAGUGAAGCUGUGAGAGACGAGUUUGGGAUUUGGCAUGUUUGUUACUCAAUGCAUUCGUCCAAAGAAGAGCUGGAAUCGGGGAUGCAGAUUCUUGCUCCGAAAUGGGUUGUGUCAACAGUUCCUUCUUGUAGAGCAAUGGAAUUGAACUAUGUGAAGAAGACCUGUUUUAUCAGUCGGUUUUCUCCUGGUGAUCCUUUUUGGAAACUUUUAGAUAUUGACAUGGAUGUUUCUCCGGUUGCUUCGACUGAUACUCAAACGGUAACUCUUAGUUGCUGUCUCAUGAGUGAAGGGAUUGCUCUGGAUUCUACAAGUUCCAAGAUGGAACCUGUUAUCGAAUCCUCUAGCGUAAAGAAGCAGAUUCUGAGUUUGUCCCCUGAGAAAAAUCUUCCUGUGACUCUGUUUGGGAGAGCAAGGUUAAGUUCUCAUGUAUCUGAGAGAAAAGCCAUACACACUCAAUGUGUAUACACCAAAGCCUCGCCGGAUUUAGAAAUCUUGAAUGUUGAGGAAGUAGUAGUUGAGUCUUUACAAGAUGAUACCAUAGAAGAAACAGUGGAUAAGGAGUCUUGUGGAAGGUUGGCUUCUGUUUCUUCAAAGGAGACUUGCAAAGAUCUUAGUGGGGAUUUGAGAAAGCUGUACAGAUCAAUGCAUGCACCUGUGCCCCGGCCACUGCCAUCACUGAUGGAGCUUAUGAACGCUAGGAAACGCUCUCGGAAUCAAUUGAAAUCUCUAGCAACUCAAAACACACAAUAG